CUUUCAGUGAAAUUACAAAUCAUGGCCACCACGGGAUGAGCAGAGUCAUGCAUUUCGUCAGUCAAAUCUAGAGUUUGCACUUAUUGCUUAAAGAUGGACGAAUGGGAAGAGAGACUUGGGUUUAAACCCCAACGAGAGGAUGUCUACAAUAAAUUACUGCCGUACGCUGAAGGACUUGACCAAGAAUCAGUUGAACAACUCGCGGAAAUCAAAACUCAUCUGAGCCGCAGCAUCCAGCUGUGUGAUGUGAAAGUUGGUGUAGUGCACUGGGUUAGCCAACUGACCAAAUACAUAAGAUGCCACGGUUUAAAGUUUUCCAAGGAGGACCACAUAUGCUUCGUGAAGAUUCUAUUUGAGAUGAUUACAAUACCAGAUCUUGAGUUGUCAUUAGUGCAGAAAUUUUCAACUUUGUUCAUCUCACUUUUGAAGAAAAAGGAGUUGCUGUCCAGAGAAGAUUUGGAAUUACCUUGGAAACCUCUCUAUAAACUAGCAGAAGAAGUGUUUUAUUCUACAUAUGAGCCUCAUGGUCUGGCUCUGUUUCCACCGACCAUUGAAUCACACAUCAAAAGUGUUGUUAGGAUGGCUCGGCCGUAUUUUUCUGUGGAAUCGACACAAGAAAUGUUAGAGGAGUGGCGCCCUUUAAUGUGUCCAUUUGACACUACCAUGGGGAAGGCAAUGAAAUAUUUUGAGCUGUUUCUACCAACCAUGCUGCCCCCAGAGCACCAUGACAAAGGCUUCAGGCUGUGGUUUGAAGAAUUCAUGAAUUUAUAUGACUCUGCUCAUAAUUCCCCAUCAUGGGAAGCAAAUUUGGUUGUGCUGUUUGCCAGACUAGCCAUUCAUAACACUGGAUAUGUAGACUGGAACCCAUACUUGCCCAAGAUAAUGACCCGCUUUCUGCGUAGCUUUGAUCUGAAUGUUGGUACAGCUGCAGUUCAGGCCAGUAGACCCCACAAUCACUAUGACCUGUCAGUUGUCACAAUCUGGAUAUCAUAUCUAAUGGGAGGUGACAGUACUGUACAGGAUCAUCUAGAGAAGUUGUUUAGAGCCAUCGAGACCUUCUAUCAUCCCUCUAACCAUGGGAAGUGGACACUGAAGCUGAUGUCAUUUCUGUCUAAACUUCCACUGGCAGUGGUGAAGAGGGUGCAUAGGGAGAGGCACAAGAAGCCAUCUUGGGAGCCACUGGCACUUGAGUCCCACCGACUGACAGAUGAACAGAUCACCAGAUUUGUCAAGAGUAUGAAGGAUAUAGUGUUCCUGGCAAUGUUCAGUAAAUAUGGGAGCUCUGACUCAGCUGCUGCCAUGCACAAUCUUGCUCUUCUAAGACCAGAACUCAUUAUACCUUCUUUGUUGGAGCAGUUAUAUCCAUCUUUAGAAACACUGACAGAACCCCACCGCCUGACUGCAUGUAUGAACUGUUUGAAUGCAGUGGCCCGCUCCAUGCUGUCCAAUACCAAGUGGUACCCUGACGGCAGGAACCACUUGUUGCCCAUAUUGAAUCUCAGUCUGCCAGGCAUUGACCCUAAUGAUUUCAAGAAAAGUCUGGUGACUUUUCAACUUCUUUCCACAUUUACUGCAAUGGUUCCCUUUGUGGACUGCUCAGGGGCUUCACAGCAAAGACAGGAUUUAGAUGAGAAUGAAAUGGAGCUUUGCUCUGCCACUGCCCAGUUUGAAGAUGUGGUACUACAGUUCUUAGACAGGGCCUUUGCAGUGAUUGAGAUGAACACUACAGAGGUCAGCAGUUCCAGGACUGGAAGUUUGUCAGAAGUGCGCCUGAAUCCCCAGGAACUGAUGAUCAAAGUUGGCAUGUUUUCUACUGUCAAUGCAGUGUUUCAACAGUGCUCAGGGCCAAUAUUUGAUUCAGUUCUCCAUAAACUGUUCAAUUAUGUGAGCUCUAGUCUGUGUGAGAUCCGUUUGGCUGGGAGAUUUGUUGCAGACUUGAUAAGAUCAGCAGCUAGGGCAAGUCCAGUGAAGACUUUGAAGAAGUUUGUGCCCUUUUUCUGUAGGAACAUCAAGGAAUUAACAGAGAGUGAUGAUGUUCAGAAAGAAGAGCAUUUAGACGAUUCUUUGCUCUUUAAUCUGCAAUUAUUAUCAGAGGUUGUUCGUUGCGAUGGAAAAGCUUUUUUACCAUUUAAAGAAGAUCUUCUACACAUACUGAAGAAAAGUCUUCACUUGACAUCUAAACCUGGCUAUGAACUGGCCAGAAACCUGUUGACCCACCUCUUGAAAGCACUGACCCUCAUUUACACUGUGGACUACAGAAGUGUGACAAAAGAUUGGGAUGCUCCUCUGGCUGAAUAUUUGCCUAUUAGGGAUUGGGCCAAACCUGGUGAUCUUGACAACAUGGGUGUGGAAUGGCAUGUCCCCUCUGAGGAAGAGAUGGAGUUUGCCAAGCAACUACUGGAAGACUGUCUACUUCCAGAGCUACACAAACUGGAGCAGUUCUGUAAUGGACAGAAAAUGGACAGGCAAGAAGUGAUUUGCAGUCUUGGAAUUGUUCAAGAGACUAUAUCUGGCGCUGGAAGUGUAUUUUCUCCUCUUUUAGGAAAGCCCAUUCAGUUGGCUGAAUCUGAAGUGCCAUUACGCAGAUUCAAACACAUAUGUGGAUUUGAAAAUCAGGUUGUGAAACUGAAUGGGGAAGAAGUUCGGCCACUCAUCCUUAGAACAGUAAAAAGGGUACUGGCUCAUAUUUUAUCUAGCCAUGAAGAUGAUACUAAAAGUUUAUUUCAUAUUAUACAGAUCUACAAUCUGUUGCUGUUUUAUAAUGGGGAAUGGAAAGAAGAAUUUGAAGCAAGAUGGAGGAGCUUCCAUAUUGUCAAGAAAGCAAUGGGGAACAAGCUUCAAGGGAAAAAACAACAUCUGAGAGCAGUGCUAGUGGAUAGACUGCAGUUGCAACAUGAGUGGCGCAUGCUGAAUCGUGUGGACAAAACAUUUACGGAUCUUCACAAAGAAAUCUUUGAUGAUUUACUGACACUGUCUGUUAGUAGAUACAGAGAGGUAAGACAGAAGGCACAAGCAGCAAUUACCAAAGGCUUCAAUUUGUUUACCUACUCGUACAAGCUGUUCUUGUCUGACAUCCUAAAAUAUCUCAAGGAUCCCACAAUGGAGCACCAUCAGUUCAAGGGUGGUCUAUACCUGGUGCUGGGGACAGUGGACAAGAGGUGCCUUGCCACCAAGAGAAGCUGGGAGAUUUUGAACCAGAUAUGGCCAGUCUUGGUCCAGGCUCAGCACUCUGAGAAACCAUCUAUACUGAAGCUCAUCGAUGAUAUAGCUGACAAAGUCCACAAACACCUCACCACUAUAUCUGUUAACAUACAGGUACCUCCCCAUUGUUUAGAAGUUGCCCAGUUGCCCUGGAGCACCCAGUCACCAAAGCCAGUACUGCCUCCUGCCAACUCCGAGGAGAUGAAGCAUGGACUAGAGCAGCAAGAGGAGAGAAAUAGCUGCUAUACACAGCAAUACUAUAAACUGGUCAAUACCCUGGUUGAACUUGUAGAGGGAGGUACAUUGCGAUGGAAAUUUUACCAGAUUGCAAUGGAGCUUUUAGCCCUCAUCAUCAGGCAUGAUGCCAAGUUGCCUCAAAGUGCUGUCAACCUCUUUGUCAAGAACAUGGCCAGUGAGACGUUGUUGAUUAGAAAGCUUUCUUUGGGUGCAGUGUCUUCCAUUCUGAAGCAACAGAAGAGAAAGCAUCCGCGCAUGGUAAUAGAUCCCUUUGCUGUUAGUGGCUGUGAACAGCCUAGCAAUGGACAUUCUUUGCCAGGAGAUAGCAGACUGGACAAUGCAUGGCUGCAGUAUCGGUCAGACACACGUCCAGAUACGCUGGACAAGUGGGAGAAGACAGUGUUUGUGGACAAAACACAUUGGGGAUACUACUGCUGGCCAAAAAAUAUGGAAGUAUACGCUCCAUGCUCACAGCAGCCAAAGUUAGGGAGAAAGAGAGAAGAGUUGGAACCUGAAGAGCAACCCAUAUAUGAUCAUUUUACUAGACAAGACUUUGUUGACAAGAUGCUGGGGUUUCUAUCUCUAGAAGAAAAUAAAGGAAAGGAUAAAUUUUCUACCAAACAUUAUACUCUUUUCAAGGGAUUGUUUAGGAAUUUUGAUGAUGCCUUUCUGCCAUAUCUUAAACCACACAUUGAGAAGCUUGUUGCUGAUACGAGUCAUGAUGGUCAUGACAGCAGCCAACGCUGUGCUGCUGAAAUCAUUUCUGGGUUGAUUAGAGGCAGCAAACACUGGACUUUCGACAAGGUAUCUUCCAUGUGGGAAUGGUUGGUUCCAGUUUUAAGAUUUGCUAUCAAUAACAUGACCACAGAAAGUGUGACUGACUGGGGCACUUGUUUUGCUACAGCAUCAGAAAGUCGUGAUCCGAGAAAACUCCAUUGGCUAUUUGAGGUUUUGAUGGAGAGCCCAAUAAGUGGUGCUGGAGGGUCCUUUGGAGAUGCAAGUCGUUUGUACGUACUUCAAGGUGCAUUGGCACAACAAGAAUGGCGUGUUGCAGAGUUGCUACAUAGGCUUAUAAACUACCUCAUCCCUCAUCUGAAACACCCUUACAAAAAUGUCCGAGAUAGGAUUGGAAGUGUUCUCACUAGUAUAAGUGUGUCUGACUAUACUGUGCCACAUGGCCUGCCAACAAGGUGCCCACAAAGGAAGGAAUUCAUAGAGGGUUUCUUGCCACAGCUUGAGGUGCUAGAAGAUGUUGAAGAUAGCCCACCUCUCUCUAUAGCAACUACAGAGAAGAUGGAAGUGGACAAAGCAACAGAUGAUGUCACGCCCGAUGAAAAGAUGGAAGUGGAUGAUGAAUCUGCGGCAAAUAAUCAUGUCAAAGAAGAUGCAGAUAUUGAUGAUCCAAGGAAGAGUGCCAUCAAACUCUGUAAAACAGUAAUGAAGUAUGUCCAGGGGAACUUGAGUCGUAUGUUUCACUGCCAGUCACCAGAACAGCUCAAACUUUUGCCUGUGAUUGCUCCUCUGAAUAGUGUGACUGGGGAUGAUGAUCUCAAACGAGAGACCAGUGUCACUUUAGCAUGUAUGGCUCAGACAUAUAUCCCACCUAAAGACAUAAGCUUAGCUUUAGCUAUUGCUAAAGAGGUGUCUGGUCUGAAGUCUUGGCAUGCCAGGUCAGCCAUCUUGCAGUACAUACAGGUCAUGGUGUUCAGCAACCUGUUCAAUCUUCAACAGCCUGAAUAUAAAGAACAUGUGAAAGAACUAGUGCUGCACUUGCUAUGUGAUGAUCAGCUAGAGGUGCGAGAAAUGGCUGCUGUAACAUUAGGAGGAUUUCUUCACUGCAAAUACUUUGACAUAGACCAUGAUUUGCUGCAGCAUUUUGAGAAGCUUAGUAGUACAAAACUGAAGAAAAAGCGACGUCUCUCUGGGCCAUUGUCCUUGGAAAACUUGCUAAAGCGCCAUGCUGGAGUUCUGGGACUUAGUGCUUGUAUACAAGCCUAUCCAUAUGAUGUUCCUGGAUUCAUGCCACAGGUUUUAAUGGACCUUAGUGACCAUGUGGAUGACCCACAACCAAUUCAGAUGACUGUAAAGAAGACUCUCUCAGACUUCAGGAGAACCCACCAUGACAACUGGAUGGACCACAAGCAGAAGUUCACUGAUGACCAACUUGUGGUACUCACUGAUCUUCUGGUUUCACCCAAUUACUAUGCUUGAGGCAGGACACAAAAACAGUUUCCCACCUUCCAAGGAUAAUUACUUUUUAUAAACACAAAUUAUUACUAAUUCAAUGAAUUUAUUGAAAGUUUGGGCAAUUGGUCAUGUUAUUCAAGAUUUAAUAAGGGUGUAAUAGGGUGUUGUACUUUAAUCCAACAUUAAGCAAUAUUGUUAUUUAUUUAUUUAUUUUAGGUAAAAAAUAACCACAUCAUUCACAGCACAAAACCAUUAUGUAUGGAUCAAUAUGUAAGACUUGUGUAGGUCUCUUGAUAACAUGUCAUACCCAUGCAUAAUAAACAAAAUAUGAUAGGUAUUUGAAGAAUGGCUGCUUUUAAGGAUUAAUUUACAGAAAAUCUUUUAAGUUCUUUAAGAGACAGUCUUCGUUCAUCUUUGUUUGUCAUUGAUUUUAGUUACCUUCAAUUUAUAAUCUCAUGCAAUGAGAUGGAAAGUUAUGGAUAUUAAUGCAAAGGCAUAACAACCAUAAGCUGAAUUUGAUCCAAGAAAUAAUUUCAUUAUUAUUAUUGAAGAGAACUCUAUAUAAAGUAACCAUUGUAGAAACAUACCUGAUUUUUUUCAGUGUUGGUUUUAAUUGGCUGUUUAUAUGAAACAGCAGAUAACAUUUUUUGAAAAUCCCUCAUUGUAUUCUUGGUAAGAAUUUUUAAAUAUUAUACCAACCCUCAUUAAGACCAGGGUAUCCAAUCAAGCACAUCUGUUAAACAUUGAAUAUAUUCAUAUAAUCACUCAAUGGUGAAAGUCUCAAGUGAUAAAAUAGGAGUGCCAGAGACAAAAUUAAUUGAAGAACAUGUAUGUCUUAAUUCUGAAUGUUUAUUAUACACAUUAAUCAGACUUAACAGCAUAUUGUUAAAGUUGGCAGAAAGGUAUGGAUGUUUUGGAGCAAUGUUAUUUGAAUAGAAGAAGAGACAAAAAAAUGGAGUCCAAGCUUUAUUAUAUGUUGUUGGGAGUUGCCAUUACGUGCACUUAUUGUCUGUUAAUCAAGUUAACCGAACAGUAAUAGAUAUUUUACAGCAAGUUAACAGACUAGAAAAAGAUUUGAUGGCAAAUUUACAAGAAAAAAAGUAAAACAUACAAAUAUU
Messenger RNA from Lingula anatina, 6743 nucleotides. Its product is annotated as proteasome activator complex subunit 4. Gene Ontology annotation, biological process: proteasomal ubiquitin-independent protein catabolic process. NCBI's taxonomy places the organism in Eukaryota, Metazoa, Brachiopoda, Lingulata, Lingulida, Lingulidae. Gene Ontology annotation, cellular component: cytosol; nucleus. The record is from RefSeq and is a predicted model, not a curated record. Gene Ontology annotation, molecular function: proteasome binding; peptidase activator activity.